Messenger RNA from Macroventuria anomochaeta, 213 nucleotides. RefSeq lists its product as uncharacterized. Lineage: Eukaryota; Fungi; Ascomycota; Dothideomycetes; Pleosporales; Didymellaceae. The annotation marks the transcript as partial. The transcript has a single exon. The record is from RefSeq and is a predicted model, not a curated record.
AUUCAUCAGGCUAACUGGACUACUCAUUCCAUCCUUGAUGGGGUCUACGCAUAUUCUGAUACUGGGUUAACUGAUUUCUACAUCAGCUUACAGUGGCUCAAGCUUAUCUUUGGUUCGCCAACUAAGCAACAGGCCAAUACAAAACCACAGAUACUCAUAUGGGAUGGAUUUGGAACGCAUGAAACCCUCAAAGUCCUGGAGUUCUGUUUUGAA